Papaver somniferum (opium poppy) is the source of this 1431-nucleotide messenger RNA. RefSeq names its product probable leucine-rich repeat receptor-like protein kinase At1g35710. Gene Ontology annotation, molecular function: protein binding. Bases 1 to 1431 code for a protein of 476 amino acids. The transcript is spliced from 3 exons. The record is from RefSeq and is a predicted model, not a curated record. NCBI's taxonomy places the organism in Eukaryota, Viridiplantae, Streptophyta, Magnoliopsida, Ranunculales, Papaveraceae.
AUGAUUUUAGGAAUGAGAAUGGAGCUACUUGAUUUUAUGUUGAUUACCGCUAAUGUUUUCUUGCUGACGUGUUGGGAUUGGAGAAAGAUCCUUGAAGUUAUUAUGCUGGCACAAUUUGUUAUGAAGAAGAUUGGCAAUUUACAUUUCCUCACUGCACUAAGAUUGUACAGAAACAAACUUAGUGGUUCGAUCCCUACUUCUACAUGCAAUCUUACCAGCUUGAUUACCUUGUCAAUUGGUACAGAUUUUCUUUCCGGCAUCAUUCCUCGAGAAAUCGGGAAUCUAAGAUCUCUUAAAGCUCUACACCUUCAUCAAAAUCAAUUCUCCGGUCGAAUUCCUUCUUCUUUAUGUAAUCUCAGCAACUUACAUACUCUGUACGUGUAUCAAAAUCAACUUUAUGGUCCAUUCCCCGGAGAUAUAACAAAUCUAAGAUCUCUUGCAUUCUUAUCUUUGACAGAGAACAAAAUUAGUGAUUCAAUUCCUGCUGAUAUAGGAAAAUUAAGAUCUCUUACAAUGCUCUCUUUGUCUAAGAACAAAAUGACUGGUUUAAUCCCCACCUCUGUUGGUAAUUUGACAAAUUUAACUGAUUUAGUUCUCUAUGACAAUCAGUUAUAUGGGUCAUUACCAACAGAAUUCAGCAAACUAAACCAGUUGACACUAUUGUCUGUUGAUCACAACUCUCUCUCUGGGAGUAUACCAACUAGUAUAGGGUCUUGCAGCAAGCUUACAUAUCUGAACUUUGGCAACAACAAUUUCUCUGGAAAUAUUCCAAAUGAGCUCGAAAGAGCUGGAUCACUGGAAUGUCUACAAUUAAAUGACAACAGUCUCAAUGGUACUCUUUCCAAUUCAAUCGCUAAGCUUCAACACUUGAAAGUUCUAAACUUAGCGAAUAACAAGUUUGGAGGCAGUAUACCCACUGAGCUUGGUUUACUCCGCGAUCUACAAGUUCUUUCAUUAAGGUCGAACAAGUUCAUUGGGUCUAUCCCUGAAGAGAUAUUGUGUAUGCAUCAACUCCGCAUUCUGGAUUUAUCACAAAACUAUCUCACUGGUCAAAUUUCUAGAAAAAUAGGGAACCUGAAAAACUUAAUAAGUAGGCCUAAUGGCACAUCCAUGAUUAGCAAUGUUAGCGACGGGGAUGUGCAGUUUAAUAUGGUGGUGAAAGGGAUUAACGUCCCGGUUCAGAUACUAUUAAGUCAUAUCCCUUGGUCUGUUGGAGACAUGUCUGGUUUAGAGUCAUUGGAUUUAAGUUUCAAUGAAUUGUCCGGAAACAUCCCACAAUCCUUGACAUCAAUGGAUUCUCUUGGAUUUCUGAACUUAUCUUACAAUAAACUGAGUGGCAAGAUUCCACAAGGAACUCACUUUGAGACUUUGAGUUGGGAUGGAGAACGAUUUAUUGUGUGGACUACCCACGAAGAUAGUUUGCGAUGGUGA